Coniophora puteana RWD-64-598 SS2 is the source of this 773-nucleotide messenger RNA. RefSeq lists its product as uncharacterized. Bases 369 to 773 code for a protein of 134 amino acids. The transcript has 4 exons. Lineage: Eukaryota; Fungi; Basidiomycota; Agaricomycetes; Boletales; Coniophoraceae. The record is from RefSeq and is a predicted model, not a curated record.
UAUAGGUUUAUGGGCGCUUUUCUCCGUAAUUAUGACGUAACUGAGAUAAUGGUGUGGUCACUCAGCAGUUUUGGUGUUCUCACCGCAAUAACCAAGUCAACAUUGGCAGCAUCUUGACAGCUUUCUGCUAGCGUUUCCGCCUGUUCUCAUGCGACCGUCAACUUUGUCGAAUGAACAAAUUACGUACUCCUUCGCAACGGAAACCAUCUUACAUCACGUACUCCCGGGUCCGGAUCGUAUAAACGGGGACUUCCUAAUGUUUUAAGGUUCAAUAGACGGAUCUCCCAUAAGUAUCAGGCGGCAGCCUGCUCGUCAGCGUCCUACGACAAGCAUCGCUCUCUUUUCAGAAUCUCGUCCAGGCUAACGUUAUGUUAAAUCCUACUGCCAAAGACCUGUUUGGACUUCCUCCCAGCGAGACGAUGUUCAUGGGUAUUAAUGAGUCGGCCGAAGACCUUGUGUUCCUCAGAGUCUCCGCAGGUGUCUUCAGCAUUGCCUUGAUAGCCGAGCCUCAGGGUGUGCGCGUCGGGCUGAUGGUGCUAAGCGCAUUCUUCUUGGUGAUAGGCUUGUGCUACAGUGUACGGAUUUACCGCAAGAUACAGAGGGACAACAUGCCUAUCUUCGUCGACCGGAUGACACCGGAUCUUCAGACCAUGAUAGCUGUAGGCUGGGUGGACAAACCUGUAGUUGUGGUCGGGAAAUAUAAGUGGAGCAGGCCACAGCUGGACUUCAUAUCGGCUUUCGCGGUGAUGAUGCCGUUGGAAGUAGAGAUGUGA